Messenger RNA from Aaosphaeria arxii CBS 175.79, 664 nucleotides. RefSeq lists its product as uncharacterized. The record is from RefSeq and is a predicted model, not a curated record. NCBI's taxonomy places the organism in Eukaryota, Fungi, Ascomycota, Dothideomycetes, Pleosporales. The transcript has a single exon. The coding region runs from base 300 to 611 and encodes 103 amino acids.
ACGCCUCAAUGGCCAUGUCUUUCUUUUUUUCCACACCUUCAACUUCAGUCUUCAAUCUUCAGUCUUGAGUCACUCUGAUUCAUAUAUCUUCUCGUCUGAACAGUCAUAUCUCUAGUCAACAAUCAAUCCUUCAGAUCACAGCUUCCAUCUUUGAUCAGUCAACCGCCCUUUGCUCCCGCCACAGCUCCAGGAAUAACUUCAAGGCCUACUAUUCGAUCACAGUAUCACUUCCAACCCUGAUCACUCUCGAAUUGAGCCAUCUUCCCGGACGCCUUCGAACGCCCGCAAAACAGUCAACAAUGUCGUCCCGCACAUCAUACAGCUCCUCCAGCACGCACGACAAGGGCGCCUACGGCCAACGCUCGUCGUCCCCGCGCUCGACAAUCUGUACGGCCUCUCCCAACACCCCCUUCAACCACCUCCAAACCACUAACAUCCCUCCAGCAUACACAUGCAGCUCCUCGGCCUCAAGCAUAUACGCCAACUCCGCAUCCUCCACCUCACGAGGAUCCCGCUACGGAAACAAACCCCCCGUCAUCCACAACGGCGGCGGCCCGUCGAACGACCCCAACACUUCGACAUCGGCGGGAAACGCUGGGUAUUAUCAAUAAGCCCUCGUCUCCUUCUUUUUCUUCACGUCGUUUACCCCAUCCUCGCCCUUCAU